Molecule: messenger RNA, 1353 nt
Organism: Clonostachys solani
Lineage: Eukaryota; Fungi; Ascomycota; Sordariomycetes; Hypocreales; Bionectriaceae
Source: the annotation of a GenBank genome assembly
AUGCAGCCCAAAGAUUAUUUGUCGGCUCGAGCCCUCGAGAAUCUUUCUCGAGAGGUGAACUGGCGGGAUCUCCGGAAAACACUGUCGAAGCCUUACGAUAGUGUCACUCGACCCGACGGCAGAAUUAACCUUGGUCUUGCGGAAAGUACACUUAUGCACCAAGAACUUGCCACACACAUCAAGGCGAAUUUCGAAAUCGAUCUUGCUGCACAUCUGACCUAUGGCUCCGGACCAAAUGGUUCACCUUUGCUGCUACAGGCCCUUAGUAGGUUUAUUAACAGGCGGUUCGGUCCAGUUAUACCUGUCACAGGAGACGAAUUGAUAAUCUCGUCUGGUCUCGCUGCCGCUAUCGACUGCUUGACAUGGAAUAUCUGUGACGAGGGUGAUGGGAUUUUAGUCCCCCAACCUUUCUAUGCCGGAUUCAUCACCGAUAUCGAAUUGAGGAGUCGUGCUCGGGUACUGCCCGUAUCAUAUCGUCGAAAGGGUCGACCAUACCAUCUCCUUGAUGCAUUUGACCCUGAGAUCACUCACCAAGCACUACAGGAUGCUCUGGAAAAAUACGACAGGAGCGGAGUAAAGAUCCGUGCCGUGCUGAUAUCCAACCCACAUAACCCCCUAGGACGAUGCCAUUCGACGAGAACGUUACAGGAGAUUGCAAGGUUUUGUCAGCUGCAUGAGAUGCACCUAAUUUCGGAUGAGAUUUACGCCAAUUCAACUUUUAGAAACCCAUCUUGUCUUGAUGCAGAGCCAUUCCGUUCUUUGCUAUCAAUCGAUUUGGCCAGCCUCAUCCACCCUGAGCGGGUUCACGUGCUAUAUGGAAUGAGCAAGGAUUUCUGUGCAAAUGGGCUGAGACUUGGUGCCGUCCACACGCGCAAUGCUGCCCUUCGCGAGGCCAUGGCCACCCUCAAUAUUUUCUCUUGGCCGGCGUAUGUCACUCAAGAUAUGUGGGCACGCAUCCUGUUGGAUGAGCCAUUCAUCGAGAAGUUCAUAGGGCUUAACCAAGACCGGUUGGCAAAUUGUUAUACUACGUUCACUUCAUUUCUGGACAAAUAUGAAAUUCCUUAUCUACCAGGAGGAAAUGCCGGCUUCUUCAUCUGGACAAGGCUUAUCCGUGAGCCAGCGACAAGAACUCCAGAAGCAGCACACAAGUCGGUACUUUCACUCAAAGAAGAAUUACUUGGAGCAUGUCUGAGUAACGGGCUAUUUAUCCGGGAUGGUGCAAAGUACUUUGAUGAAGCGCCAGAGGGCGGGUGGUUUCGGAUUACUUUUACUGUGGAUGAACACAUUCUGGAGGUAGCAACGACCCGUCUGUUAAAGAGCCUUAGAGAGACUGGAUUGUUGUGUGAGAGCUAA